CAGAGGUUGGAGUUCGAAAGGCGUGGCUGGAACAGGUUAAAAAUGGCGGACAGAAACCAGGACAGAAACAAGGAAGGAGAGAAGAAGAAGAAGGAGAGUAUCUUUGACCUGUCAAAGUACAUUGAUAAACAAAUCCGUGUGAAGUUUCAGGGAGGACGAGAGGCCAGUGGAGUUCUGAAGGGGUUUGACCCCCUGUUGAACCUGGUAUUGGAUAGCACCAUCGAGUACUUGCGGGAUCCUGACGACCAGUUCAAGCUGACCGAGGACACGCGGCAGCUGGGCCUGGUGGUUUGUAGAGGGACGUCCGUGGUGCUCAUCUGUCCUCAGGACGGCAUGGAAGCCAUCCCCAACCCCUUCAUCCAGCAGCAGGACGGAUAGUCGGCCAGCCUCGUUCUCUAGGAUGACCUCACAGUAGUCCAAUUCCAGGUGUACUUCAUGUUUACUCUCACCAUCAGCCCCACACAUCUUUGAGUCCCUAUAAUCAGGAAAAUAAUUUUGUUGUAAUUUAAUUGGUGUUGCCAACCUGAAUAUUGAUCUAGCAGGGAAUGGUGUGAUAGCAUGUGUUUUGUUUAUAAAUGAAGAAUGGUGAUUUAAAUGUUCUUUUUUUGUUGGGGGAAGUUUUUCUGACUGCAGAAAACAUUUUUGCUGUGAUGGUAAA
Messenger RNA from Coregonus clupeaformis (lake whitefish), 658 nucleotides. Its product is annotated as U6 snRNA-associated Sm-like protein LSm7. Gene Ontology annotation, biological process: nuclear-transcribed mRNA catabolic process; mRNA splicing, via spliceosome. Lineage: Eukaryota; Metazoa; Chordata; Actinopteri; Salmoniformes; Salmonidae. Gene Ontology annotation, molecular function: RNA binding. The coding region runs from base 43 to 378 and encodes 111 amino acids. The record is from RefSeq and is a predicted model, not a curated record. The transcript is spliced from 5 exons. Gene Ontology annotation, cellular component: U12-type spliceosomal complex; catalytic step 2 spliceosome; U6 snRNP.